Messenger RNA from Chenopodium quinoa (quinoa), 948 nucleotides. RefSeq lists its product as uncharacterized. Lineage: Eukaryota; Viridiplantae; Streptophyta; Magnoliopsida; Caryophyllales; Amaranthaceae. The record is from RefSeq and is a predicted model, not a curated record. The coding region runs from base 362 to 703 and encodes 113 amino acids. The transcript has 4 exons.
GAUUUUCAAGUGUAAAAAUUUAAUGCUUACAUGUAGUCAUAAGGGCUAUGUAUAACAUUUUCUUUCUUUUUUUGGUUGCAAUUUGCUAAACACAAACCGCAAUUUGCAAAUUACAAAUAAAUAAAUAAAUAAAUAAAAAUAAAAAUGGAAAUAAAAGAUUAUUAAGUUGGAUUGUUGAUAUGGUGACUCAAGUGUGUGUUAAAUAGGGCCCGUAAUCUUGUACUCCGUAUAAAUAUUGGGUUGGGCUUCAAAUUUAUUUGAUCGAUUCAAAUUUCCCCGCCUUCUUCUUCCCCAAACCAAACAAACUACUUUCUCUCUCCUCUUUCUCUCUCCUCAUUCUCUGCUUUGAAGCUCGUCAACAAUGGAGGAAUCGUCGGAGCAAGCAAUCGUGCCUUUAUCGCAUCAAACGAAUUCUCUUCCUGAGCUCGAAUCUCACUUCUCCACCGUCCUUUACGAUCUUUCGCAGCAAGUACAAGGAGCAAUGGAAGAUCUGCUUAAGAUGAUCAAUGAAAUUGAUGGACACUCUGCGGAAGUAACUGAAGAAAUGGAAAGGUGCAGACAGUCUGCUCUUGAGAGGAGGAAGGCCAUUGAGGAAGAAAAGGAAUGUUUUCAGAAAGCUGCUUUUGCUGUUCUGGACGUGCUGAAUACCGGAGAGGGCAAGCAAGAUGAUCAGAUGUUCCUGGAAAAUGGUAGAGAGUACUGAAGAGAGUUCAUCUCAAGUAAAUACUUGCAGAAUUAUAUAAAUGUAGCAGUAAAUGUCUAAAUGAUCAGUGCAGUUGCUGAAGAUUCGAAAUUUUCAGGUUUGAUUAGAUCGUACUUGGCAUUUUUAUCCUUAAAAAGAUGCUAAAAUCCUACAAAUAAGUUUGUAUAAAAAUCACAAAGUACUCCGUAUAUGAUUUCUGGUUUGAUCUUUACUGCAUAUAUUACAAGUGUUGUAAUUUCUGCCAA